UCAGCGAAGAAGAAACAACUGACAGACAAAAUGGCUGGGGAUAAAGCUAGCUGCCUGGCUAAUGUAAACAUCCACUAAUAGUACACUGGAGCAGGAGCGACGAUAACGUUACUCGAUAGAUUUGGCACUGCGAAUGAGACUCAGUCCUCCUGACUUUGGUGAAAAAUGAUGAGCCAGCGGCGUGGGAUCCAUCUGGACCAAUCAGAGCUGCUUUGCAAGAAAGGAUGUGGUUUUUAUGGCAACACUGCUUGGCAGGGCCUGUGCUCGAAGUGCUGGCGAGAGGAAAAUCAGCGAGAAAAGCAAAAACAGAUUCAAGAAGACUGGGCACUUGCUGAGAAGCUACAGAGAGAGGAAGAGGAAGCAUAUGCAAGCAGACAUCAGAAGGCCCAAUCACAGCCUACCAUCACACCCUUCAGCAAGUUUGAAGAAAGGAAAACUAAGGAAAAGUCCAGCAAAGUUAACACAGUCACUAAGUUUUUUAUUCCUUCCACAAAAACACCACCAAAAAAAGAUGGUGCUCCUUUUGAUACACAGUCCAGCCCAAGCCCGAGCUCCUCCACAAGCCGGCAGUCCUGCGUGGACAGCGACCACGCAACGCGAGAGUUCAUUGAUUUUCUCAAGCCUCUGAAGUCUGGCAGGGAGAUCUUCAAACAGUGCCGGGCUUUCACUGAAAGCAUGGUCUAUAAGCGAGACAUGGGUGCUGAUGAGCUGUCAGAGUGUGUGCAAGACUUCUACCAGAACCUCUCAGAACGCCUCCAGACCCAGUUCAAAGGUUCGUCAGAUCAUGUAGAAAGCGUUAUGGAUGAAGUAGAGAAGUACAUGAUGACUCGUCUCUACAAGGAAGUCUUCUGUCCUGAGACCACGGAUGAUGAGAAGAAAGACCUGGCCAUUCAGAAGAGAAUCAGAGCCUUGCACUGGGUCACCAUAGAGAUGCUGUGUGUUCCUGUAGAUGAGGAGAUCCCUGAGGUUUCUGACAGUGUAGUCAAAGCCAUCACAGAUGUGAUUGAAAUGGAUUCGAAGCGUGUGCCCAAGGACAAGCUGGCGUGUAUCACUCGUUGCAGCAAGCACAUCUUCAACGCCAUCAAAGUCAGCAAGAAAGAAGCUGCUUCAGCAGAUGACUUCCUUCCCACGCUCAUCUACAUUGUGUUGAAAGCAAACCCCCCGCGACUGCAAUCCAACAUCCAGUACAUCACCCGCUUCUGUAACCCCAGCAGACUCAUGACUGGAGAGGAUGGUUACUACUUCACUAAUUUGUGCUGUGCAGUGGCCUUCAUUGAGAAGUUGGACGGUCAGUCUCUGAACCUGAGCUCUGAGGAGUUUGAGCUCUACAUGUCGGGCCAGGCGUCCCCCCACUGGACACAGGCCAGUGGAGCUUCCUCCUGCUCCCCAGGCAGCGCAGCUCUCAGUCAGGUCCACGAAAGGCUGGACAUGCUCACAGGGCUCGGGGAAAGACAGGAGCGCGUAAUGGAGAAGGCUCGUCAACUGGAGAGUGACCUCAUCGACUGGACAGACGAAGUGGAACAGAAGGUGCAGAGCGUCCUGGAGAGCUUUCCGCCAGAGACACAAAACCCUACCGCAACCACAGCUAGUGGGACAUCUGCAGCACCAUCAGCAAUAGACUCUGAUAACGUUGAGAAUGAGCUAUUGCCCCCACCACUGCAACCGCAAGUGUUUGCUGGUUGAUAUGAAAAGCUCUGCUCUGAAAAAAAUCUAGAGGCUUUACUCCACCCUCCCCCUUUUCCAUGCUGUUAAACUUGGCUGUUUGUAUGCACAUACAGCAGCUGUCUGAUAUGGAUCCCAUUUCCACUCCAGCCAUCUCAAUUCCAUCCAUUAUCCUAGAGGCCCUGACAAUAAACUGAAAAGUAAUGGAAAAACUGAUUUAAAAGAAUAGUUUGGCAUUUUGGGAAGUGCCCGUAAUUUUAAAGUUAGAGUUAAAGGAGAUGAUUAAUGCAACUCAUAUCUGUACGUUAGAAAGUCACAAAAUCCACCUAUCCACCUUGUGAAGCUCAACAGUCAACACAUUAUAUCUUGUUUGUUUAGUUUGUAAAACAACACAAAAGUGUAAAAACAACAAGCUACUUCUCUUUGUACAGAUUUGUGAGCUUUAGAAGAGCUAGUAGGUGAAUUUUGUUGCCUGUGGACAGGGUUACCGUUAGAUUCAUUAUGCUAAGCUAAGCUAAGCGAGAGUGGCAUCAAUUUUCUCAUGGAACUCUUGGCAAGCAUUUCUCAAAAUGGCAAACUAUUCCUUUAACAUCAGGGAACGUGAGGCAGAGGAUAAGUAUACUCCAAGUCUUUUGUCCUGGAUCCGUGGCGAAGCCCUGAUGUUCUGCAUCUAUUACAGUUUCAGUUCAGUUUCAGGAUAAGCAGACUUGUACUGGCACCCUUGACGCAACCAUGUGCUUUGGUGUUCCCAGGCUAUUAAUCCCCCUCCAGUGUGUUCUGACUGUUGCUUCCUCUAAGUGGGGUCUUCUGGAAAACCCUUCACAGAGUGUCGUCCAGGAGGCAUCCUGAUCAGAUGCCCAGACCACUUCAUUUGGCUGCUUUUAAUUCAAAGUAGCCGACUGACUCCACUCCAAGCUUGUUGCAAAUAUCUAAGUCGGCCACCCUCAAUGGCAUUUCCAGUACCUCAAUACUUCUUCAUCCUUGUUAUUGUUGUUACAUUUGUGCAAACAGGAUAAAUGGUUGGAUGUGAUUUUUAAACAUGUUUCUGUCAUUAUUCACAACUUGUUAAGUGGAGGCUCAAAUUGACUCAGAGAACCCUGCUGCCCAAGUGGCAUUUAAUAAUAUAACAGCACAUAAAAUAUGUUUUUGGGAAAUGAAAUGAAAAAGUCUUAAUGAUGCAAACCUUAACUUCCCCUUACUAAAAUAUCCCUCCAGCCCAUGCUCAUGAUUCCUGCUGUAUUUACUGUGUAUGUUACUAGCCUCUGGAGAAAUUUCCAGAGAGAAAGACUAUUCACGUGUGUGGCAGUUGUGCAUGCGGGCAAGUGUGGGUGAGUGUGUGUUGCAUGGACAUGUUCCGUUAAUGUCGAUAAAUCAUAAAAUCCUCCCGCUGUGUGUGUGGAUAUUGUAGUCUCGUUUUCAUGCCAGACCUCUCACUCCAGCCAUAAGCUGGAUGUACAGUGAUUUUAUUUUUCUAUAGAAUGGCAGGUAUCAAUUCUUCUGGAUGCAAUAGGAGACAUUAAUCCUGUAAUAUUUACAGUAGUAAUCUUGUUAAAGAAAAUUGUUUGAAAACAUGUUACAUGAAUUCUAAUGGUUUAAUAGUAAAAUGUUCAUCUUUUCAUUUAUCUUCUCAAGAGGGUGUCAUAAGAAUAUCCCAUCAAUAAAUAAAAAUCAGUUUUAGGCGAAUUAUAUUAUUGUUUUGCUCUGUAAGAGCUGUUGGAUGAACUAGGUAACACGGCGGCAAGGCUUCUAUUUAAUUUUAACGCUCUUAAUUCAGAAGGACAUUGAAUGAAGGAAGUAAUUGCUAUAUUCAGUUGAAAGGAUAAAGGAUUAUUGGUGAAAACUGUGUUGGGGGCUUUUACCACACAGAUGUUUUUCAACCAAGUCUUUGUAUUUGGCAGUUGUAUGUUUGGAUAAUGUUAAAGGGACAUUUUUUCCCUUUGCCCAUUAGCUAAUAUUUCCUUAUGCUGCUAGAGCUGAAUCUUUUGUAGUUCAUAUUUUUGCAAUAGUGUAGUCAGUGUGCCAUUGCUUUCCAAUUUUAGUUUGAGAAAAAGCUUUUAAUGCAAACAACAGCUUGAAUAACUUCAUUGCACUGUAUGCAGAAGCCAUUUAUCAGGUAUUUUAAAGUUUGAAACAUCAUGUUUGUAACCUUAUAGGUUUGUCAUUGUAUUACAUGGGAGAAAGUAACUUAAUACUGUCUUUUAUUUAAAUGUAACUUAUUGGGGCAGUAUUAGUAUAUUUGCAUCUAUGGGUGUGUGAUGAUAAUGAAUAAAAAUUGAAAAUGCA
Molecule: messenger RNA, 3945 nt
Organism: Seriola aureovittata
Lineage: Eukaryota; Metazoa; Chordata; Actinopteri; Carangiformes; Carangidae
Product: rab5 GDP/GTP exchange factor-like
Exons: 9
Coding region: 166-1683 (505 amino acids)
Biological process (GO): vesicle-mediated transport
Cellular component (GO): endocytic vesicle; cytosol
Molecular function (GO): guanyl-nucleotide exchange factor activity; zinc ion binding; DNA binding
Source: RefSeq, a predicted model, not a curated record